AUGUCCGCACUGAAGUCGCUCAAGAGGAAGGCAUCAACGUCCAAGGACGGUCAGAAGAAACGCACUCCCGCUCAGCGACCUUCUCCUUCCCCUAGCGAUGCAGGUUUUGAAGAUCUGGAAACUGGUGAGAAUGUAGAGAGCGCUGACACGCAAGAUGGACUCUACGAUGAUCCUAUGAUAGAUAGACAAGCUUCAGAUGAAUCGGAAGAUGAGGAGGAUGGGACUGUACAGUCAUCUGGUAUCAUCGAAACGGAAAACACUCCAGCAGCUGGCCCGUCCCGUCGACAGCCUUCGAAGAACCUAUACAAAGCACCAACAAUAGAGGAGAUGGAGAAAUUACGCUCAGUAGAACAAUCAGGAGGAACAUCAUUCACUCUCCAACUUUCAGCACUGCUAGAAUCUACUCUUCUGUCCACUACCCCUCAUCCAUCUUUGAAAGGGCUUUUAUCGACUAUUCAUUCCUCCAUAAUCGGGUUACCUUCUUUACCCGGACUGUCCCCUUUGAAGGCUAUCAAACGCAUUGGUGAUGGUGUAAAGAUACCUUUUCCCGGAGGAGAUCAGUGGGAACCUACGAAAGAAAAUGUCAAAUGGACUUUGGGAUGGGAGAAACCAGAAGAAAUCAUCAUCGGCGGAAGCUGGGGAGUCGUAGGUGGUUAUAAAAAGGGUAAAGGUGAAGCCGGGGAAGUUGACCUUGUCGUGAUCAUGCCCUCAAAUCUGUUUAGCCUUAAAGAUAGGAUGGAUUAUCGAUACUUCCACAAGAGAGCUCACUAUCUUUCUGUGAUUUACGCGGCACUUCAAAAAUCAGCGAAGCAAGCUGGCCCUCUCAACGGAGUCACUUUAUCAUGGGAUUCAUCUAUGGGGGACGUCAGAAGACCCGUCAUUGUCGUUACUGCUGGUAAAGAACAAGGGUUGAAACAUCGUCUCCACAUCCGCAUACAUGCUGGUAUCUCUCCUGCUCUAUUCCCUCCAUCAAACUUGUCUCCCUCAAAGUCGCUUCUCCGUAACGAUGUCCCUACGCCCUUGUAUUCAAGCUCCAUUCUCAAUGAUGCUUCACACAAGUCAUAUCUCCUACAUCUUCACCGUUUAUCGCAGGUUCUAAAGCCAGAGAGGACGGUCGAUUCAUACUUAGCCAUUUGGAGGAUAUGGGCAACUCGCCGAGGGAUAAAAAGGGAAAGAGGCGGAUCUGGCUGGUUUGCCAGUAUGAUUUUAGGCUGGGUCGUUGAGGGUGGUGAAAUUGGAGGCGCGAGCGGUGUAAGGGAAAACACCAAGAAAGUCAGAGGCGUGGGCAAAGGCCUAGGCCAUUGGGGUGCGAUUAGAGCUGCAUGGGAAUUCUUGGCUCAUACCAACUUUUCCGAAACCCCUGUUUUCACGAACACCGUAUCUGACGACACACUCCCUCAUUCUGAUUUUACCAAAUCCUUUGAAGAUAUUCUUGUUGACCCUACCGGUAGGUUUAACGUCUUCGCUGGCUGGGAAAAGGGCGAAAUACAAUUACUUCGACACCAUGCUAGGGAGACGUUGGCUAUGCUGGAAGAUGAGAAUACCGACAAAUUCGGAGAAACAUUUCUCAGAAACAGGAAAGUUGGGGUCGAGGUGUUUGAUGAAUCUAUAAAAGUCGACAUCUCACUCGACAACCUCAGAUCGCUGGAAAAUUCAGAGCAUCCAUCUACCAUCGAUAUGGCUGCCCACGCUUUCGCUGGCAUCCUUCGCCAAGGUCUAUCGGAUCGAGCCAAGCUUGUAUACAUAUCGCCUUCCUCUUCAUCAACGCUCGACAUUGGGAUAAUAUACAAUCCCGAACAUGCAACGCGAGUAAUCGACAUUGGGCCGUCAUCAAACUCUUCUCAAGCUCUUAAAGCAGAGGAGUUCCGACAACUCUGGGGUGAGAAAGCAGAACUGAGGAGAUUCAAAGAUGGCAGCAUCGCCGAGUCAGUGGUUUGGGACUUAUCCAGACCUGAGGAAGCAACUCUAAUACCCGGUAAAAUCGUACGAUAUCUCCUCAGAAAACAUUUUGCUAUAUCUGAAGAACAAGUACAUUGCCUUUCAUCUAACGUCGACUGGCAAUCCGUCACUCAAAUACCUGUGUCUGCAAGGAACGCCACUUCCCUUGCGGGCUCAGAAAAGCAAGGAUUCCGACCCACCUUAUCAGCUUACGAUGAAUUGUACAAAUUACUCAAAGACAUCGAUUCCGAGCUUCCUCUAGCUAUUCUCAACGUCACCCCUGCCUCGGAGAUGCUGCGAUACUCCUCAACGUUUGUACCACACCCCAUUGACGUCAAUCGACUUCCAUCUUCACCUACCUGUAUCAACUAUGUACCAUACGCAGACGUCGUGGUUCAGUUCGAAUCAUCGCCUAAAUGGCCCGAUGAUCUUUCCGCCAUUCAAAAAGUCAAACUCGCCUUAUUCGAAAAACUUGCCAAAGUGAUUGAAAGCCGGAUUCCAGCUUCCAAGUUAACCGUUGUUUUCGAUGAAGGAUCAAGUGAGAUCGAAGAUCAUGCAAGUCUGGACAUACUUCUACCUCAAGGUGUAGCUUUUCGUUUGAGGAUAUACCAUGAGAGGGAACGCACCCUGUUACAACGGGUUGUUUAUGAAGACGAACCUGUAUUCGCGACGUCAUUACCCAGACCACCAAGGAAAUUAGCUUCUCCAGCACUGGAAAAACAUAUCAGGUUAUUCAGCUAUUCUACUCAGCAUCAUUCUUCAAUUACACCUCUACAUCAUAAAUAUCCUUCAUACUCCUCGGCUUCUAGAUUACUUAAACGAUGGUUCGCGAGUCAUAUGCUGUCGACACAUAUCUCAGCAGAAAUAGUGGAAUUGAUCAUGGCAAAAGUGUAUCUUGAUCCGGGAUCAUUACAAACUCCAGCUUCCGCAACUGCAGGCUUUGUAAGAGCGAUUACUCUUUUGGCUGAAUGGGACUGGAAGAGUGAAGCUUUAUUCGUACCCAUAUUUUCCGUCAAAGAAGCUGCGACGUCAUCAACGGAAGGAAGGGUGAAAUUUCCGAUUGAGAAGCGAAGCGAAGCGCUGAAAGCUUUCGACAGUCUCCGAAGCAAAGACAAGUCUGAAGGUGCAAAUCAUGGCUGGGUUGUAAUCACUGAGGAGGAUGAAGCUGGAUUGAGAUGGACCCGAGGAAUCACCAAAGUCAUCGCUGGUCGAGUGGGUACAUUGGCAAAAGCUACUCUGAUGGUGGUGAAAAGAUCAUCAGAAACCGGCGAACUGGACGUGAAAUCUCUCUUCAUCACUCCCUUGGAGCAAUACGAUUUCCUCCUAUAUCUCACGCCUUCAACUCUAUCAAAAUACUCUCAAUCAGUGACAGCUAAUUCAGAAGAAUGGGAAGCCAAACUAAAAUUCCGAAAUCUCCAAGCAUCAUCUUCCAACGAUAUUAGAAUUGGGUUCGAUCCAGCUGAGCGUUAUGUAGAAGAUCUCAAGAGGAUUUACGGCGAUGCUGUACUUUUAUUUUGGGACAAGUACGGGGGCAGAGCUAUUGGAGGUAUUUGGAAUCCUUCCAAAGAAGCCUCGAGGUCUCUGAAAGCUUUCUUGGGUUGGAACAGCAAUCCUGUCGAAUCUGAUUCUGCACUUAUCACAAUCAACAAAGAUGCCAUUCUGGCUGAAAUGGUCAGACUGGGUCGGGGCCUGGUCGAGAAAGUGGAAAGGAGGAGAUAA
Molecule: messenger RNA, 3657 nt
Organism: Kwoniella shivajii
Lineage: Eukaryota; Fungi; Basidiomycota; Tremellomycetes; Tremellales; Cryptococcaceae
Exons: 8
Coding region: 1-3657 (1218 amino acids)
Biological process (GO): rRNA processing; tRNA export from nucleus
Cellular component (GO): CURI complex; small-subunit processome; UTP-C complex
Source: RefSeq, a predicted model, not a curated record